CUUCAACUCGUCGGUGAACAGAGCUGGAAAUUACAACUUCAAAACCACCAACCAUCAACCCGCGAAACUUUCUCCCUACCUGGCUACCCAGUCACGUUUCCAACCUCUCUUCAAGAAAACCGCUUCCACGUCAACCUCUCAAAACCACCACCAUGUCCCGAAGAGCGCCUCCCGGCGCGCGCACCGCUGCCGCCGCCAGCAGCGGCUCGACCUCUUCCUCCGCGCUCGCCGCCAUCAACACCGAAGACAUGUGCCCCGUCUGCAAAACAAUCCGGUACCUCAACAAGGAUAUGGAAUUCCUCAUCAACCCGGAGUGCUACCACUCCAUGUGCUCCAACUGCGUCAACCGGCUCUUCAACGAUGGGCCCAACCAAUGCCCCUACGCGGGCUGCCACCGCACGCUGCGGCGCAAGGGCUUCCGCAGCGCCUUCUUCGGCGACCUGGCCGUUGAGCGCGAGGUCGACAUCCGCCGGCGCGUCGCCGCCGUCUUCAACCAGGUCGAGGACGACUUCGAGACGUUGCGCGACUACAACAACUACUUGCAGAUGGUCGAGGACCUGACGUUCGACCUGGUCUCGGGCACCGACGCGCAGCGGCGCGCUGCCGAGGCGACGCUGCAGCAGUGGGAGGCGGAGCACAAGGCCGACAUUGAGCGGAACCGCAAAGCCGGCAAGGAGGCCGACGAGCAGUCGCGGCGGCGGCUGGCGGCGGAGCGUGAGGCCGCGCGGCAGAGGAGGUUCGAGGCGCUGCGCGAGGCCGAGGAGGAGAAGCGCGAGCGGGCAAGGAGCCGCGAGGAGGAGCUGGAUAGCCUGGCGCAGGGCGAGGCCGGGGCAGCUGGUGGUGCGCAGAGGGUGCAGCUGAAAAAGCGGGGGCAGGCGGCUGCGAGCCGGGCGGUCGAGGCGGCGGUAAAAUCGGACGUGGCCGCGGCGGACGUGGGCCGGUUGUCGAUUCGCGGUCUGAAGGAGAAGAAGAAGGCUCCUCCGCCCGACGGCCCGUACGAUCCUUUUGGAGGGCUCGACUUCAUGCCGAGCAGGUACAAGCUGCGCCCUGGACUUACGCAUCCGGGGGUUGAGAAGUACAAAGUCGAUCCGGCGCACAUCACUGGCGGGUACAACUUUGAUGAGUACGCUGCCCGGGCCAUGUUUGAGGCGUUUGCCGGGCUGGGAGUCUUUAUUGAGGAUGAGAAAGAGGUCGGCAUCGGGCUGUCCGCCGGAGAGGUGGCUACCAUGAGCGCUGGCAUUGCCGCCGUAGGCGACAAGAUGGAGCUGGACUAAGUGACAGGAAUUGAGGGCAGCUAUCUUCUCGGCGAGUCUCUGCAAAGCAUAGCGUCGGCGUUCUGUUUGGGACAUGGAAUCGAAUUUGAAAAGGGGGUAAUACAGGUUUGGUUCGAGUAUAUUACCAGAACGGUGCUUUAAUGCCGAGUGGGACAAGCAUGCGCACAAAAAAGAGCAGAUUAUUAGGUCUUACAGCACUGCUGAGCUGGCUAAGUAAGCGUCGGGGCCCUUACCGUUGUUUUUCGAAGCAAGAUUGCGG
This is a messenger RNA of Parathielavia appendiculata, 1533 nucleotides long. RefSeq names its product CDK-activating kinase assembly factor. Gene Ontology annotation, biological process: regulation of transcription by RNA polymerase II; positive regulation of cyclin-dependent protein serine/threonine kinase activity; nucleotide-excision repair. Bases 153 to 1274 code for a protein of 373 amino acids. Gene Ontology annotation, cellular component: transcription factor TFIIH holo complex. Lineage: Eukaryota; Fungi; Ascomycota; Sordariomycetes; Sordariales; Chaetomiaceae. The record is from RefSeq and is a predicted model, not a curated record. Gene Ontology annotation, molecular function: cyclin-dependent protein serine/threonine kinase activator activity. The transcript is spliced from 3 exons.